GUGUGUGUCAGACCUUUGUACAUCCUCCAUCGUACUGCAACAACAUGUGACAUGCGUCCAUCGUUCUUCAUCCAAUUCGUGUUCGCUGCGAGUCUCGCCUUUCCCGACAAUGCAAACCGACCGAGUAUUGGAAAACAAACGAAUGACAGAGAAGAAAUCAGCAAGGAUGCGUGGGUCGAAGACGUCAACGGGGACCUCAGCAGCGUCAUUUUGCCACACUACGAUUUAUACGAAUAUGAGGAUACAGGAAAUUGGUCUGAUCCGGUGACACGGCCAUCGGGGAAUCAUACAGGUGAGUUGCGGUGGAUAAGGGAGUUGUCGAACAUGACAAAAGAAGAAGGAGAAGGAAUGAAGAUGCGGUGUGAAGUUGAAGGUGACCCAAAGCCGGUUACAGUCAGAUGGUUGAGAAAUGAAGCCCCUAUCGAAGCAGGGCUCGGAUUCGUUGAUAGGAAAAGACUUUCAAUCAGAACGUCUCAGACCGAAGGAAGAGUCAAUUCGAGGCUCAGGAUAGCCAGAUUGGAAACUCACGAUUCUGGUUUUUACACUUGUCAGGCCAAGAACGCAUUGGGACUGACGUCGAGAACAACGGGGGUGUUAAUGGUCAGAAUGGCACCUUGGGGACAUGAUGUCGGGAGGUCUAGACAGUCAACAUUUCCCCUUCAUCCUCAACAAAUUGACAGUGAAGGAAUCCGAAAAGAAAUGUCAGUCGGCCUAAGCUCGUCAGAAAUUCGUCUUCCAGAUAUUGACAAAAACCGUUGUGAGGAGUACAAAGGAAAACUUUGCGCAUCUGUCCUAGCUAACAAAACAGUGUAUAUACCAGCAAGUCAUACCCAGGAAGAGCUUGAACGGAAGCUUGAGUUAGCAUUCGGUGUUGUUAAAAAUUCAGAAGAUUUGUCAAAGACUUGUGAACCUUUUGCUGUCCCAACACUCUGUUAUGUCGCAUUCUCAAUUUGCCAAGAUAGCGUUACGCAGGUUCCGAAGCAGAUUUGCCGAAAGGAUUGCGAAUUCUUGGAGAAUGAGCUUUGUGUAAAAGAAUAUGCAAUCGCAAAGAGGCAUCCUGUCAUUGGAGAACUCCAAUUGCCUGUUUGUGUAGAACUUCCUAUGGGGAAAUCUCCAGAAGAUUGCAUUUCGCUUGGACUUCCGAAACCUGAACCUGUCGACCCUGGUGAUUAUUGCUAUUGGGGACAAGGUGAAUCUUACAGAGGUGCCAUAGGGUACGGUGAGUCGGGUAACCCUUGUAUACACUGGGCAGAAAAUUUUCAACUUUCAAUAGCCGAACACAGAGAACUACUAGGUGGCCAUAGCCACUGCCGUAACCCUGGCUCACUUCAUCCUCAGCCUUGGUGUUUUACCAGUCAUAAAAAUAAAACUAUGGUCGAAAUGUGUAAAAUUCCAAAGUGUAUAAACACUUUUAGAUUGUAUUUAACAGCGGUUGGUUUAGGUUUUCUCGUGCUUGUAGUUACACUUUUUAUAUUUUGCUGCUGUAGAUCGAGGUUGCGUAAAAGAAAUGAGCUUGGGCAGGACGGUAUCAAAAGUGGUGUCAGAUCUCCUUGUCGAAAAGCAAAAGGAAGUGGGCUUGAAAUGUCCGCCCUAAUACCCGGUUCCGGUGCUUCGAGCAUCAAAAGUGACGCAAGGGUUAGAGUCCGAGAGUUUCAUCCUGCAAAUAUUCGAUUUGUCCAAGAGCUCGGAGAAGGGGCUUUUGGUAAAGUCUACAAGGGAGAAAUUAUCGGAACGGGAGAACAACCCUUAAUGGUCGCUAUAAAAACACUUAAAGAAAACGCAUCGGCAAAAACCAUGGCUGAUUUUAAAAGAGAAGUAGAUCUGAUGUGCGAAUUACGCCAUGAAAAUAUAGUGUGUUUAAUAGGGGUCUGCCUCAGUCGGGAACCUCUUAGCAUGCUCUUUGAAUUUAUGCCAAAAGGAGAUCUCCAUGAAUUCCUCAUCGCUCAUUCCCCACAUUCUUCUGACAACCAUCUGAGCCAAGCAGAUCUUCUCACGAUGGCUAUUCAUAUAGCCGCAGGUAUGGAAUAUCUGUGUAGCCAUCAUUACGUGCAUAGGGAUCUGGCAGCCAGGAAUUGCUUAGUUGCCGAAAACCUUACUGUUAAAAUAUCAGAUUUUGGACUUUCUAGGGAUGUUUACUCUUCAGAUUAUUACAGGUAUUUGAUUAUUGCAAUAUUCAAGUCGAAACGGAUUCUAACAGAAUUUAAUAUUUUUUACAGAGUUCAAAGCAAAUCUUUACUCCCUGUACGCUGGAUGCCACCAGAGUCUAUAUUAUAUGGGAAAUUUACUACAGAAUCUGAUGUUUGGAGUUACGGGGUUGUUUUGUGGGAAAUUUACAGUUUCGGACUUCAGCCUUAUUAUGGUUACUCGAAUCAAGAGGUGAUAGAAAUGAUAAGGAGUAGGCAGUUGUUACCUUGCCCAGAAGACUGCCCGUCGAGGAUGUAUUCUGUUAUGAUGGAAUGCUGGCACGAGGUGGCAGUGCGGCGUCCGCAUUUCCCAGAAAUUUGCGCAAGACUAAGAUCAUUCCAGUCGAGUCAAGCGAUCCGUAUGCCGACCGUUUACUCUCCCAGUCCGGCACACAUAUAAUUCAGUCAUUUUUAAAUUGUGUGAUUAUCGAAUUUUAAUAGCUCCCGAGCGUACCAAAGACUAAAUGUAUUGCAUAAUUUUUAAGAGCAAUUUUAUUUAUCGUUUAUAAAAACGUUUUUAAAGACUUACGUUCUCUUUUUACUAGACUAGAGAAAAUUAAGGAAUUGAUUUUUUUUAAGCUCUUCUUAUCUGCUCAUAUCUCAGUUCUUAACAGAUUUUCUGACAGGAUGUUUAGCAUAACUAUAAAAGAACAUUGUAUAUAAAUAUAUGUAUACAUAUAUAUAUGGUAUGUAUGAAUGUUUUUCUUGUUUUUAAGUUCUACUAGACUUCUAUUAAAUAGAUGUAACGUAUUACUUUAUUUUGUUGUGAUCACUUAAAAGAUCAAACUAUCAAGUAGAAAAAAGUUGUAUAAAAAAGUAAACAUUAUAAAUUAAUAUUAUAAAAUAAGCCAUUAUGUGUAUAUGUAAACCGGUGAAUUGUAUAUAUUAUCCAAGUAGCAUUAAGUUUUUAUAUUGAAUGUUUUUAUUAGCUUUUUAUGUACUAUUAUAUAUGAACAAAAGAUCAAAAUUUUUAUUGCAAGACAAAAAAAAACCAA
Cimex lectularius (bed bug) is the source of this 3178-nucleotide messenger RNA. RefSeq names its product tyrosine-protein kinase transmembrane receptor Ror-like. The record is from RefSeq and is a predicted model, not a curated record. The coding region runs from base 52 to 2583 and encodes 843 amino acids. Gene Ontology annotation, biological process: multicellular organism development; positive regulation of kinase activity; protein phosphorylation. Gene Ontology annotation, molecular function: ATP binding; transmembrane receptor protein tyrosine kinase activity; protein binding. The transcript has 14 exons. NCBI's taxonomy places the organism in Eukaryota, Metazoa, Arthropoda, Insecta, Hemiptera, Cimicidae. Gene Ontology annotation, cellular component: signaling receptor complex; membrane.